Messenger RNA from Protobothrops mucrosquamatus (brown spotted pit viper), 9617 nucleotides. It is a transcript of the gene PRKDC, whose product is annotated as protein kinase, DNA-activated, catalytic subunit. The record is from RefSeq and is a predicted model, not a curated record. The annotation marks the transcript as partial. Lineage: Eukaryota; Metazoa; Chordata; Lepidosauria; Squamata; Viperidae. Gene Ontology annotation, biological process: telomere maintenance; double-strand break repair via nonhomologous end joining; intrinsic apoptotic signaling pathway in response to DNA damage. Gene Ontology annotation, cellular component: nucleus. Gene Ontology annotation, molecular function: protein binding; DNA-dependent protein kinase activity. The transcript is spliced from 54 exons.
UAGCUGCUUGAGAAAGAGCUGCUUAAUGAGAAUCUAAUAAAACUUGUUGUGAAAACUAUUUGUGACCCCAAAAGUGUAGGCUUUAAUAUAGCUGAUGUACAAAUUAUGGAAAAUCUACCAAAUAUUUGCGUGAGACUAGUAAAAGCUUUGAUGAAAUCUCCCUAUAAUGAAUAUUUAGAGAACAGUAUCAAAGAAAUAAUAACAAUGAAAAGCAUUGAAGAGCUUUGCACUGUUGAUUUGUACAACCCAGAAGCCCGGCUGGAUCACGUUAGAUAUGUAUCCAUUCUUUCUGCCUGCAGACAGCUUCACAAGGCUGGUUUAUUGUACUGUAUUUUGCAGUCUAAGGGUGCAGAUCUACAUUUUGAAAUUGGUUCUAAGCUCAUGUUGGUAGUGUACAAAGGUAUUGCACCAGGAGAUGAAAGAAGGUCCCUUCCUUCAUUAGACAUCAGCAGUAAACAAUUAGCUGAGGGACUUCUGCAUCUGGCUUUUGCUUUUGGUGUUCGGUGCACAGAGCUGGUGAGCCUCUUGUUGAACACAUUGAUGUUAUCUGUACCAUUGUCUGGGACAGCCCAAGAAAGUCUCAUCAACUUUUCUCAUGGGGAAUAUUUCUACAGUCUCUUCUUAGAAAUCAUUAACCAAGAGUUGUUGAAAAAUCUGGAAAUUGCUGUACUUGAGCUUAUGAAAUCAGCUUUAGAUAGCCCCAAAAUGGUUAGUACAGUUUUGAAUGGCAUGUUGGAUCAAAGCUUUAAAGACCGCGCUACCUGCAAACAACAAGGAGUACAACUAGUAGCUGCUAUUUUAAAAAAUUGGGGACAUCUUGAUCACUGGUGGUCUAAAGAAUCUUCUCCUGAGAGCAAAAUGUGUGUUUUGACCCUAUUGGCUAAAGUUCUGCAGAUCGACUCUUCGAUGUCAUUUACUCAUCAUGAGGCAUUUUCCCAUGUUUUUAAUACAUACACAUGUCUACUUACCGAUCAGAAGUUGGGUCUAAAUCUCAAGAGUCAAGCAAUUAUUAUUCUGCCAUUCUUCACUAAUCUUGUGGGAGAAAGACUUGAUAGCCUUAAAAAUGCACUAGAUCAACUUGUAGCGUUUAAUUUCCCUUUGAAGUCAGAUGAAUUUCCUAAGGGAUCUUUAAAGUACAAUAACUAUGUGGACUGCAUAAAAAAAUUUUUAGAUGCCUUAGAACUAUCCCAGAAUUCUACAUUAUUGGCGCUGAUGACAGAAAUUCUUUGUAGAGACCAUAAGCAUAUAAUGGAGGAAUUAUUUGAGAUUAACUUCAAAAGAAUUUCCAAAAGGGGCAGCUGUGAAAGGCAAGUGCUGUUGUUGGAUACCGUGCAUCAGAUGUUCCAGAGCGAAACCCUUCUCUCAAAUAUAACCCGUCAAGCCUAUGUAGAUCGAUGUCUUCUCAUUCUGUUGCUUCACUGCAGCUUAGGUGCAUUGAAAGAAUUUCUGAGUAAGAUUAUCACAGAGGCCAUGGAUACCCUGAAGUCCAGGUUUACGAAGUCGAAUGAAACUGCUUUUGAAACACAGCUAAUCAAGAAAAUAAGCUAUUACAAGAUUCUAGAAGUUAUGUACUCCCGUCUAUCCAAAGAAGAUGUAUAUUCCAAAGAUUCCAGAAUUAACCAAGCUUUUCAGCAUUCCAUCCACGUAGAGGGGAAUGAACUUACAAAAACACUUAUAAAGUCCUGUUAUGAUGCCUUUACAGAAAACAUGUCGGGCGAAACACAAAUGUUGGAAAAGAGGAGACAGUUUCAUUGUGCUGCAUAUAAUUGUGCCAUUGCAGUUAUCAGCUGUGUCUUCAAUGAAAGUAAAUUCUAUCAAGGUUUUCUGUUCACUGAAAAACCAGACAAAAAUCUGCUUAUUUUUGAAAACUUGUUAGAUUUACAGCGGCAUUAUUCAUUUCCCAUAGAGAUUGAGGUUCCUCUGGAAAAGAAAAAACGGUACAUAAUUAUUAGGAAAGAAGCCAGGCAAGCAAUGAGUGGGGAUUCAGCUGAACCACACUAUUUAGCGUCUGCAUCAUAUAUGGUACAUAGCAGUUUAAGUGAAGAAAUGAGCCAAUUUGAUUUCUCAACUGGAAUUCAGAGUUUUUCAUACAACUCUGAAGAUCCUACCACUUCCGGUUCUCACUUCAGGAAAAAGGAAAUGACAGGUACUGUGGUUCCAGAUGAUGUGAUGGAAUUAGAAAUGGAUGAGCUCAAUCAGCAUGAAUGCAUGGCUUCUAUGACAACCCUAGUCCAACAUAUGCACAGAAAUAAUAUCACACCGGUAGUAGAAAAAGAUACAAAUUCACCAGAACUUCCUCCAUGGAUGAAGUUUUUGCACAGUAAACUGGGAAAUUCUACUGUACCUCUAAAUAUUCGUCUCUUUGUAGCAAAACUCAUUGUGAAUACAGAGGAAGUUUUCCAGCCUUAUGCAAAGUGGUGGCUGGGUCCUUUACUGCAGCUGGUUGUUUCUGGAGAUAAUGGAGGAGAAGGAAUACAUUACAUGGUGGUGGAGAUAGUGGUCACUCUGCUUUCAUGGACUAAUGUGGCAACUCCUAAAGGAAACAUAAAGGAUGAAAUCUUAGCAAACAGGUUGUUGGAGUUCCUAAUGAAAAAUGUGUUUCAUCAGAAAAGAGCAGUAUUUAGACAUAACCUGGAAAUAAUCAAGACAGUAAUAGAGUGCUGGAAGGACUGUCUGAGCAUACCUUACAGGAUAAUAUUUCAACAAUUUUCUGGUGGAGAUCCUAAUACAAAAGACAAUUCAGUAGGAAUUCAAUUAUUAGGAAUUGUUCUUGCUAAUAAUUUACCUCCAUAUGAUCCAAAGUGUGAAAUAGAUAAUACAAGAUAUUUCCAAGUUUUGUCUAAUAACAUGGCUCUGAUAAGAUACAAGGAAGUAUAUGCUGCUGCUGCUGAAGUACUGGGACUCAUUCUUCAGUACAUUGCUGAGAAAGAAAAUAUAUUUGAAGGUCCAAUUUAUGACAUGGUCAUAAAACAAUUAAAGCUGCAUCAGAAUACCAGAGAUGACAAAUUUAUUGUAUGCCUGAAUAAAAUCACAAAGAACUUCCCUCGUCUUGCUGAUAGAUUUAUGAAUUUUGUCUUCUUUCUGAUACCAAAACUUCAUGGAGUAAUGAAGACUCAUUGCUUGGAAGUAGUCAUGUGCCGUACGCAAGAAACGGCUGAUAUGUACUUACAGUUGAAGAGUAAGGAAUUCACACAAGUCAUGUGUCACAGAGACGAUGAAAGGCAAACAAUAUGCUUAAAUAUCGUGUACAAGAUGUUACCUAAGCUGAAACCUGCUGAAGUAUUAGAGCUACUUCCUACAAUAACAGGAUUCAUUUCUCAUCCUUCACCAUUAUGUCGGGGCCGAAUGUAUGAUGUGCUCAUGUGGAUCUAUGAUAACUACAGUGAUUCAGAAAGUCAAGCAGAUGAGGAGUCUUCACAAGUGCUGAAACUGGCAAAAGAAUUUUUACUUCAAGGACUGAUUGAUGAAAAUUCUGGAUUACAAUUAAUUGUUAGAAAUUUUUGGAGUGAUGAAACUAGGUUACCAACAAAUACACUUGAUCGCAUGUUGUCUUUACUAAGGGGUUUGUACUCUGACAAAAUUGAAACUCACUAUUUGAGUUUAGCUACAAAUUUUCUCCUUGAAAUGACGAGCAAAAGCCCAGAUUAUUCUAGAAAAAUGUUUGAAUAUCCGCUUUCAGAAUGUAAAUUUCAGGAUUUUGUAAUUGAUUCCAAUUGGCGGUAUCGAAGCACUAUUCUUACCCCUAUUUUUAUGGAGACUCAGGCUUCUCAAAGUGCCGUUAAAUAUUCCUCACAGGAAGGAUAUUUGGGUGGCCAGCUAAGAGCUACUCAGCAACAAUUUGAAUUUACGCCCACCCAGAAUAUCAGUGGAAGAAGCUCUUUCAACUGGCUAAUAGGAAAUAGUGUUGACACCUUUGCAGACUACUAUACAGUUCCUUCCACUUCUGAAUCAGUUUCUUCAUCCAUGUUGCUCAUUAACAAGCGUACAGACAGAUCUUACAAAACUGCAUUCAAACCAUUAAGUCCUAAUUUUGGGGAAAAACGAUUGGGUUUGCCAGGAGAUGAAGUAGACAGUAAAACUAAAGAUACAGAUGAACGCACAGAAAUUCUGAGACUACGGAGACGCUUCUUAAAAGAUCAAGAAAAGCUCAGUUUGAUCUAUGCAAGAAAGGGUGUUGCUGAACAGAAGCAAGAAAAGGAAAUAAAAUCCCAGCUGAAGAUAAAGCACGAUGCUCAGAUCACUUUGUACAGAAAAUACAGACAAGGAGAUCUCCCUGACAUCCAGAUUGAAUACAGCAGUCUAAUUACUCCCCUGCAGGUUGUGGCACAGAAAGAUCCCACACUGGCUAAACAACUCUUCAGCAGCUUGUUUAGUGGAAUUCUGGAACAAAUGAAAAAAUCCAAGUCUCCGGCUGAAAAAAAUAAUAUCAUCCAGCAAUUGUUGCAUGACUUCAAUCAUUUUUUAACUACAACUGUGUUGUAUUUCCCACCAUUCAUAUCUUGCAUUCUGGAGAUGACUUAUCAGCACAAAGAAUUGGUAGACCUCAAUUAUUACAAUGUAAGUACUAGCUGUUUAGCAAGUUUACAGCAACCGGUGGGCAUCCUUCUUCUUGAACAAGCUUUGGUUCACCUUUCACCUGUGGAGCAGCAGCCUCCCUCCAAAAGAAUGCGUGGAAAGACAGAACUUUCACCUGAUGUGACCAGGUGGAUUGAACUUGCUAGGCUUUAUCGAUCUGUUGGAGAUUAUGAUGUUCUCCGGGAUAUUUUUAGUGGAAAAAUUGGAACGAAGGAAAUUACCCACAAUGCUUUGUUAGCUGAAGCAAAAAGUGAUUAUGCUGAGGCAGCUAAGCUGUAUGAUAAGGCGCUCUCUGUACAAGACUGGCCUGAUGACGAGCCAACCGAAGCAGAAAAGGAUUUCUGGGAAAUCGCAUCUCUUGAAUGCUACAACCAUUUGACAGAAUGGAAAUCUCUGGAAUAUUGCUCGACUGUGAACAUUGAUAAUGGGCAACCAGCAGACCUAAAUAAAAUAUGGAGUGAUCCGUUCUUCCAGGAAGCUUAUUUACCUUACAUAAUUCGCAGCAAGUUGAAACUUCUCCUUCAUGGUGGCAGUGACCAGUCUUUAUUGACCUUUAUUGAUGAGGCUAUGAAAGUAGAAGAGAAGAAAGCUCUAAUAGAAAUGUAUUACAGCCAAGAGUUGAGUCUUCUCUACAUUUUACAGGAUGAUUUUGACAGAGCCAGAUAUUAUGUCAAAAAUGCCAUGCAAGUGUUCAUGCAGAACUACUCCAAUAUUGAUUCACUAUUGUACAAUAGCCGUAUGAUCAAACUGCAGUCAGUUCAGGCUUUAACUGAAACACAAGACUUCAUCAACUUUAUGAGUAAACCAAGUAAUUUAACUUCUCGGGUUUCUCUUAAGAGAUUUCUCAAUAUUUGGACAAGCAGAUAUCCUGAUACCAAAAUGGAUCCUAUGAACAUUUGGGAUGAUAUAAUUGCAAAUAGAUGCUUUUUCCUUGACAAAAUUCAGGAGAAAUUUUCUAGUACCCACCUAGAUGACAGCAUGGAAUUAGAUGGAGAUGCUUCUUUCAGCAUGGAAAUGGACAAUAAGAACGAAGAUACAUAUUCAGAGAUUAAAAACUGCAAGUUUGCUAUGAAAAUGAAAAUGAUAGAGUGUGCUAGGAAACAGAACAGUUUCUCAGUAGCCUUAAAGCUUCUGAAGGAUUUGCAUGGAGAUUCUAAGACCUGUGAAGAUUGGCGAGUGAAAUGGAAUCACAGCUAUUGUUGUUUUAGCCAUAGUCGCAGCCGGAGUCAAAGUAGUCCUGAACAAAUUCUUACAGUACUCAAAACAGUCCCUCUACUGGAUGAGAUUAAACUGAGCAGCAUGAGCAAUAAUCCUGUUAGUUUCCGUAACCAAAACCUCCUCUUGGGAACCACUUUUCAUAUAAUGGCAAAUGCUCUUUCCAAGGAUCCAAAUUGCCUUGACCAAAUUGAAGAAGAAAAAGCUGGAAAAGUCUUGAUGCUUUCAGAAGAAAGACCUGAUGACAUUGAAAAAGUGGUAGCAGGGCUGAACAAGAGAGCUUUUCUGUGCUUCAGUGGGGCUGUGAAAAAAGCUGAAGAAGAGCUCCAGUCCAUGUCAUUUGACCACAUAGAUACAAAUGGAAUUAUUGAUGCUUAUAUGACACUGGCUAAUUUCUGUGACAGUCAUCUCCGCAAAGAAGAAGAACAAAAUUCAGCAGAUGUAAACAUCGAGGAUUUGCAGGUGUUUCCAGCAAUUGUAGUGGAAAAAGUAAUAAAAGCUUUGAAACUAAAUUCAAAUGAAGCAAGGUUAAAAUUCCCCAGACUAUUGCAAAUUGUAGAGAAAUAUCCAGAAAGGAUUUUGGGACUCAUGGCACAAGAGAUUUCUUCAGUUCCCUGCUGGCAGUUCAUUGGUUGGAUCAGCCAGUUGAUGGCAAUGCUGGAUAAGAAUGAAGCACAUGCCGUUCAGCAUAUGGUGGAAGAAAUUGCUUCUAAUUACCCACAAGCAAUAGUGUAUCCCUUCAUGAUUAGCAGUGAAAGCUUUUCUUUCCCAGAAACUGCCAUAGGUCAUAAAAAUAAGGGGUUUGUAGAAAGAGUGAAGAGCAAGUUGUAUGAAGGAGGAGUGAUACAAGAUUUUGUCCAUUCCUUGGAACAGCUUUCUAAUCCAGCAAUGCUAUUCAAGGAUUGGAUUGAAGAUGUCCGAAAUGAGCUGGGAAAAACUAAGAAAAAUACAAGUAACAUUCAGCAAUUGUAUGAUGGGAUGUACCAAAAUCUUGGAAAUUUAGACGCUCCCGGUCUUGGGUGGUUCAGAAAGCAAUUUAUUAAAGAAUUUGGAAAGGAACUCGACAGUCAUUUUGGAAAAGGAGGUUCAAAACUGCUAGAUAUGAACGCCAGCGUCUUCAGUAAGGUUGCACUCUCUCUCUUUGCAAAGAUGAAGAAAUGUGAAAAACAACCUGGGAAUCUGAAGGAGUGCUCCCCUUGGAUGAGUGAAUUCAAACCAGAAUUCUUGAGGACUGAACUGGAAAUUCCUGGUCAGUAUGAUGGUAAAGGAAAGCCAUUGCCGGAAUAUCAUGCAAAAAUUUCUGGAUUUGAUGAGCGGAUAAAAGUAAUGCAAUCCAUCCGGAAACCAAAACGUAUAGUUAUCAGAGGCAAUGAUGAACGGGAGUAUCCCUUUCUUGUGAAAGGAGGAGAAGACCUCAGGCAAGACCAACGCAUUGAGCAACUCUUUGAAGUUAUGAAUAACAUCCUUUCACGAGAUGCUCCCUGCAGCCAAAGAAACAUGCAGAUAAAAACCUACCAAGUUAUACCAAUGACGACCAGAUUGGGACUAAUUGAAUGGCUAGAGAAUACCUAUACAUUAAAAGAGUUCCUUUUGAAAAACAUGUCUGAACAGGAAAAAAAUUGUUAUAACAGCCCCAAAGGUCCUUGUGCUGACUAUAAUGAUUGGCUGUGCAAGAUGGGGGAAAGAGAUGGAAUUGAACGUUACCUGACUAUGUUCAAAAGAGCUAGCCGAACAGAAGUAGUUAUGUCCUUCCAGCGUCGAGAAAGCCGUGUUCCUGAAGAUUUGCUAAGGAAAGCCUUUGUUAAAAUGAGUGCAACUCCAGAAGCCUUGCUGUCUCUGCGAUCCCAUUUUGCCAGCACCCAUGCACUGCUGUGCAUCAGCCACUGGAUUCUUGGCAUUGGUGAUCGACACUUAUCAAAUUUUAUGAUCAGUAUGGAGACUGGAGGCUUGGUGGGAAUAGACUUUGGACACGCAUUUGGUUCAGCAACACAGUUUCUGCAAGUUCCAGAAUUGAUGCCUUUCCGCUUGACUCGACAAUUUGUUAAUUUGAUGCUGCCAAUGAAAGAAUCUGGUCUUAUAUACAGCGUGAUGGUACAUUCUUUAAGAGCCUACCGUAUAAAUCAAGAUGUUCUUAUUAAUACUAUGGAUAUAUUUGUAAAGGAACCUUCUUUGGAUUGGAAAAAUUUUGAACUGAAACAGUUGAGAAAAGGAGGUACAUGGACUAAGGAAAUAAAUACAGAUGAAGUGAAUUGGUAUCCUCUACAAAAAGUAAAAUUUGCAAGAAGAAAGUUGGCAGGGGCUAAUCCAGCUGUGAUUACCUGUGAUGAAUUACGCCUGGGCCAUGAGAAAUCUGAGACCUUCAGGGAAUAUCUGUCUGUAGCACAAGGGAGCAAACAGUUCAACAUCCGGGCCAGAGAAUCACAGGAUGGACUUACAGAAGAAAUACAAGUGAAAUGCCUUAUUGAUCAAGCCACCGACCCAAAUAUCCUUGGCAGAACUUGGGAAGGAUGGGAACCCUGGAUGUGAAAGACAAAAUUGUGACCUAGUGUUUAAUUGAGCUGGAGAUGAAGACUAAAAGGACUGGAUAUUAUUUUUUGUAACAAAAAAGUAUUAAGCAUACAUUUCAAAUUGUCAUAUAUCAACAGAAUUUUAUAUAUUUCUUGGCAUUUCUAUAAACUGAUUUUUUAAAUUAAGUAAUAUUAGGAAAACUUGAAGCAUAAUCUCAAUGAAAGGAGAGAUAGCCCAAAUUAUUACUCAAAAAGUUAGAAAAAGAUAGUAAGAAUUAGUUACUGUAUUAAAAAUGAAUAUUUUAUAAAUCUGUGAUAUGCUGAAUUGAUUUCACAUUAGUGUCAUAUUGCCUGUUAAUGGGUAUAAGUAUGGUUGCUAAAGUGAGUAAUUUCUUUAUUUAAAUUAUUUCUUUCAUGAACAGAAAAGAUAGUUGUAAGACACAAUAUGGUUUAGCCACAUUUGAAUAGUUAUAUACAAGCAAUGAUGUAGACAGAGCACUUUGAAUACAUUUAAAUACAUACUCUUGAGUUCUGUCAUUCCUUGACGCAGAUAUUAACAAAAUUGAUCACUCAUGAAAUGUUAUUUCUAAUAUGUGUGCAGUUUUAAAAUGAAACUAAAAAUAAUAAAAUCUUUUGACAAUAAGGUCCUACCUUCCAUUAUAGAAACCAGAGUACAGAGACAAAAAGGGUACCUUUGAAAGAUACGUCACGGAGGCCCAUCUGUAAAGAAACAUGGCUUAGAAGAGUUCCUCAUGAAUAUCACGGAAGUGGCUUACUUUUACUUGUGUACCCUGUUUCAGAUAGAUAAAACAAUCUGUUUUUAGGAUGUACAAAAUUAGCAAAAUAUUUUCAAUAAAUAAUACUGAAUCUAACAAAAUGUUUACUUUUUAAAACAUGGUAUGGACUAUUUGCUGUACUGAACUUCAUGCUGUAUUUUUUUAAAAACUUACAAAUGCAAAUCCUAAACAUAAUGAUUGAGUCCAAGUUUAGUUGGCAGCAUCCAGGUGUUAUUUGAAUCUAUUUCGUUAGGGUUAAGAUUGGAAGAUAUGGAGAGACCUGGCCCAUAGAAUCAUCGCCAAGAGUCUUGACACAAUUGAAUGGAUAUCAUCAUCAUCAUCCUAUUAGGGAAGUCUCAUCUUCCAAGCUAAUGUAAAAAGUUCAUAUAAUGGGCAUUAAAAUAUGAUCUGGCUAUGCAUCCUCCAUAUUCAAGACUAAUAGAAAUGUUGGCCAGUAGUUUUUCCUUCCUCUGCGAAGGAUGGGAGAUGUCUGAUAAAAAUAUAGUGGGAAAACACAUCCAUCCCUUCCUCUCUUCUGCUUUUU